UUUUAUUUCUAGAUUUUCCCAGAAAGUUCUAGUGAAUAUGUAAACCACUGGUCAAAAGCCCUAAUUUUCUCAUUUGUAAUAUUAAAAUGCUUUAGGGUUUUAGAGAGGGUUUAGAGUUAUGUAAAGUUUUGCUGUUCUCGGAAGCAGGUUCCAGUCAGGCGGCCCAGUUCUCUGAAGAAGCGCAAGAAAGAAGAAUAUACAUCACUUUAGAGGAAUCAUGGCGAUUGCUAAAUUGCUGGUAUCAAGGAUUGUGAAAACCUCCCAACGUAGACCACUUCCUUACAAUCUGGGCUUCCAGAGCAUGCAAGCUUCAUGUGCCAGUUUGCCUUUGACACGGCGAUGGGCUGGUGUAGCAAGAGCUUUCAGUUCAAAGGCUGCUGGUAGUGACAUAAUUGGUAUUGAUUUGGGAACAACAAACUCAUGUGUAGCAGUAAUGGAAGGCAAGAGCCCAAAAGUAAUUGAGAAUUCAGAAGGGGCUCGAACAACACCAUCCAUUGUUGCAGUGAAUCAGAAAGAAGAAAUACUUGUGGGAAUCCCUGCUAAGCGUCAAGCUGUGACUAAUCCAACCAAUACUGUGUUUGGCACCAAGCGUUUAAUAGGAAGAAGGUUUGAUGAUCCACAGACACAGAAAGAACAGAAGAUUGUGCCAUACAAAAUUGUCAAAGCUACAAAUGGUGAUGCCUGGGUUGAAAUAAAUGGGAAACCAUACUCGCCUAGUCAGAUUGGUGCAUUUGUCCUGACAAAGAUGAAGGAAACUGCAGAGGGUUAUCUUGGAAGGACUGUUUCCAGUGCAGUUAUCACAGUGCCUGCUUAUUUCAAUGAUGCUCAGCGUCAAGCAACCAAGGAUGCUGGUAAAAUUGCAGGGCUGGAAGUUAAAAGAAUAAUCAAUGAGCCAACUGCAGCUGCCCUUUCAUAUGGCAUGAAUGAGAAGGAGGGUUUGGUUGCUGUUUUUGAUCUUGGUGGAGGUACCUUUGAUGUUUCUAUUCUGGAAAUCUCCAGUGGUGUGUUUGAGGUCAAGGCCACAAAUGGUGAUACUUUUUUGGGUGGUGAGGAUUUUGACAAUGCCUUGUUGCAGUAUUUAGUUAAUGAGUUCAAGAAUUCAGAAAAAAUUGAUCUGUCUAAGGAUAAGUUAGCAUUGCAAAGGCUACGUGAAGCUGCAGAGAAAGCUAAAGUGGAGCUAUCAUCCUCUUCACAGACAGAGAUAAAUCUACCUUUUAUCACAGCAGAUGCAUCUGGUGCAAAGCAUUUGAACAUCACAAUGACUAGGUCAAAAUUUGAAACAUUAGUGAAUAAUUUGAUCGAGAGAACUAGAAGUCCCUGUGAAAAAUGCCUAAAAGAUGCAGGGGUUUCAGCGUCGGAGGUGAAUGAAGUGCUUCUUGUUGGGGGCAUGACCCGUGUGCCAAAGGUUCAAGAGGUUGUUGCUCAGAUUUUUGGUAAGACACCAAGCAAGGGUGUUAAUCCAGAUGAAGCUGUGGCGAUGGGUGCUGCCAUACAAGGUGGUAUUCUUCGUGGUGAUGUGAAAGACCUGCUUCUGCUGGAUGUGACGCCCCUGUCACUUGGAUUAGAAACACUGGGUGGUGUUUUCACUCGACUCAUAAAUAGAAACACAACAAUUCCAACUAAGAAAAGUCAGGUAUUCUCAACCGCAUCAGAUGGUCAAACACAGGUUGGAGUGAGAGUAUUUCAGGGGGAAAGGGAAAUGGCUUUAGACAAUAAGCUUCUAGGUGAAUUUGAGCUUGUUGGCAUUCCACCAGCUCCAAGAGGUACACCCCAAAUAGAGGUUACCUUUGACAUUGAUGCAAAUGGUAUUGUUACAGUUUCUGCCAAGGAUAAGUCCACUGGCAAGGAGCAACAAAUUACCAUCCGAUCAUCUGGUGGACUUAACGAAGAUGAAAUUCAGAGGAUGGUGAGGGAAGCUGAGACUAAUGCUCAAAAGGAUCAGGAAAAGAAACAGUUGAUUGAUGCUAGAAAUUCUGCAGAUAACACAAUUUACAGUGUAGAGAAGAGCUUGAGUGAGUACAAGGAUAAGAUUCCUGCAGAUUUAGUUACUGAAAUACAGUCAGCAGUGGCUGAUUUGAAGAAGGCUAUAGCAAGUGAUGAUUUAAAUGAGAUUAAAGCGAAAACUGAGGUUGCAAAUCAAGUUUCUUUGAAAAUAGGACAGCACAUCCAUCAACAAUCAGGUGGGUCAUCGUCUGGUGGGCCAUCAUCAACAUCUAGUUCUGAAGGGGAAGGAGAGGCCCCUGAAGCUGAAUAUGAAGAGAUGAGGAAAUGAACAAUUAAAUUCUUUAUUGUAGAUGCAUGGAUUUACCUUUUUCAUUUUGGCCGAACUUCUAGAUUAGGAUUUAUAGAGGAGAGUUAGGAAUCUUUUGAGCAGUUCAAAGUAAUUUCCAAUUGUUCUUGUCUAAGGAGGCAACUGUGAAAGUUUUGAACGGUUCAAAACAAUUUUUGUUGUUUGCUGAUUGGGAUGUCACUCUUUUGAUCAGCAACUUCAUAGUUUUUGUAAUAUUUGCCUUGGCACAGUACAAGGUGAAUAUGUCGGGGCAUUUAAUUCUGGCAUUGUGAAUUACCUCACUUUCUCGUGUCUGAGGUGGAGUUAUAAUUUUUGUUGUUUUUUGGGAAUCAAUCUUUAAUGUUCAUCAUGCGAUGUCUUGGCUGCAUGUUUUCUUAAUAA
Molecule: messenger RNA, 2671 nt
Organism: Cryptomeria japonica (Japanese cedar)
Lineage: Eukaryota; Viridiplantae; Streptophyta; Pinopsida; Cupressales; Cupressaceae
Product: heat shock 70 kDa protein, mitochondrial
Exons: 5
Coding region: 218-2272 (684 amino acids)
Biological process (GO): protein refolding; cellular response to unfolded protein
Cellular component (GO): cytoplasm; mitochondrion
Molecular function (GO): misfolded protein binding; heat shock protein binding; ATP binding
Source: RefSeq, a predicted model, not a curated record